This is a messenger RNA of Cydia pomonella (codling moth), 5684 nucleotides long. It is a transcript of the gene Nc73EF, whose product is annotated as 2-oxoglutarate dehydrogenase complex component E1-like. Gene Ontology annotation, biological process: tricarboxylic acid cycle. Gene Ontology annotation, molecular function: oxoglutarate dehydrogenase (succinyl-transferring) activity; thiamine pyrophosphate binding. NCBI's taxonomy places the organism in Eukaryota, Metazoa, Arthropoda, Insecta, Lepidoptera, Tortricidae. Gene Ontology annotation, cellular component: oxoglutarate dehydrogenase complex; mitochondrion. The record is from RefSeq and is a predicted model, not a curated record.
UUUUGAACACGUGUAAAGCAGAAAUUAAAAAACAAAACGAAAAAUCGCAAGAAGUUGAUUGAACGUAGUAAUCUUAUCUGUGGUUGUUCUUUAAAAUCAAAAAAUUGACUACGCUUGCUUUGCAAGAUCUACUUUCGAAUAGUGUCAAAGACCUGACACUUCACCAGUAAGGAGCCAGGCAUAGCACAGCCAUGCAUCGAGCAAGGGUAGUUUUUAACAUCUCCAACAAAGUUGGCAACACAGAGAGAUUUGCAUCAUGGCUCCUCAACAAACCACAGACCGCCGCUGUGACAGUAAACGCCAACAGGCUGAAAAGUUCUACAGCGGCAGAGCCCUUCCUCAACGGGUCCAGCUCGGCGUACGUCGAGACCAUGUACAACUCGUGGUUGUCUGACCCUAACUCCGUACAUGCCUCCUGGGACGCGUUUUUCCGCAACGCGACCGCGGGCGCAGCCCCGGGCGCCGCCUACACUUCACCACCUAACCUGGCGCCCUACAACAAAAACGAGAUGCCCCUCAGUGCCCUAGUGCCUGCGUCCGGCGGCAUGCCUUCCAUAUCUGCUGGUUCCCCAAUCAACGAAAAGAUCAUCGACGACCAUCUGGCUGUCCAGGCAAUCAUCAGGAGUUACCAGAUCCGAGGACAUCAUAUAGCGAAUCUCGACCCGUUGGAAAUUUCGAACGCCGACCUGGGCGGUAAAAACCCGAGGGAGGUCAUACACAACAGUUACCGGUUCGAUGAAGCUGACAUGGACAGGGUGUUCAAACUGCCCUCUACCACUUUUAUCGGAGAGAAGGAGAAGGCACUUCCCCUCAGGGAAAUCCUGUACCGCCUCGAGCAAGCGUACUGCAACAACAUCGGAAUCGAGUUCAUGUUCAUCAACUCCCUGGAGCAAUGCAACUGGAUCCGGCAGCGCAUGGAGCCCCCGGAUGUCACCAAAAUGAGCAACGACCAGAAGAGACUCAUCCUCGCACGUCUCACUCGAUCCGCCGGAUUCGAGAACUUCCUCGCGAAGAAGUGGUCUUCAGAGAAGCGCUUCGGUCUCGAGGGCUGCGAGAUCCUCAUUCCUGCUAUGAAGCAGGUCAUCGAUGUGUCCACGAAGCUUGGUGUGGAAUCUAUCAUCAUGGGCAUGCCCCACAGAGGUCGCCUCAACGUAUUGGCGAACGUGUGCCGCAAGCCUCUGCAUCAGCUGUUCACCCAGUUCGCCGGUCUCGAAGCUGAAGAUGACGGCUCCGGUGACGUCAAAUACCACUUGGGCACCUACAUCGAGCGCCUGAACCGCGUCACCAACAAGAACAUCCGCCUCGCCGUCUGCGCCAACCCGUCGCAUCUCGAGGCCGUCGACCCCGUCGUGCAGGGCAAGACUCGCGCCGAGCAGUUCUACCGCGGCGAUAACGAGGGCAAAAAGGUGAUGUCCAUCCUGCUCCACGGUGACGCGGCGUUCGCCGGACAGGGCGUGGUGUUCGAGACCAUGCACUUGUCGGACCUGCCCGCCUACACCACGCACGGCACCGUCCACAUCGUCGCCAACAACCAGAUCGGCUUCACCACCGACCCUCGCCACUCGCGCUCCUCCGCCUACUGCACAGACGUGGCCCGCGUAGUGAACGCGCCGAUCUUCCACGUGAACGGCGACAACCCCGAGGCCGUCAUGCACGUGUGCAACGUGGCGGCCGAGUGGCGCGCCACCUUCCACAAGGACGUCGUCAUCGACAUCGUCAGCUACCGCCGCAACGGCCACAACGAGGUCGACGAGCCCAUGUUCACACAACCCCUCAUGUACCAGAAGAUCAGGAACACUAAGCCUGUGCUGGACAAAUACGCCGCCCAGCUCAUCGCUGAAGGCGUCGUGACCGCCGAAGAAGUGAAGGACGUGCGCGACAAGUACGAGAAGAUCUGCGAGGACGCCUACAACCAGGCCAAACAGGAGACUCACAUCAAGUACAAGGACUGGCUCGACUCGCCCUGGUCCGGAUUCUUCGAGGGCAAGGACCCGCUGAAGAUGUCCCCGACCGGCGUUGUAGAGGAAACCCUCGUCCACAUCGGCAAGCGUUUCUCUGCGCCUCCCCCGAACGCGGCCGAGUUCGAGAUCCACAAGGGCCUGCUCCGUAUCCUCAAGUCGCGUAUGGAGAUGGUCGAGAACCGAACCGUCGACUGGGCUCUAGCUGAGGCCAUGGCGUUUGGUUCCCUCUUGAAGGAGGGCAUCCACGUCAGACUGUCCGGAGAGGACGUAGAGCGUGGCACCUUCUCGCAUAGGCAUCACGUGCUGCACCACCAGAAGGUGGACAAGGCGACGUACUGCCCGCUGGCGCACCUGUACCCCGACCAGGCGCCCUACACCGUGUGCAACAGCUCGCUGUCUGAAUACGGCGUGCUCGGCUUCGAAGUAGGCUACUCCGUGACCAACCCCAACGCCCUGGUUCUAUGGGAGGCGCAGUUCGGCGACUUCAACAACGUGGCCCAGUGCAUCAUCGACCAGUUCAUCUCGUCCGGGCAGGCCAAGUGGGUCCGCCAGUCCGGCAUUGUGCUGUUACAGCCACACGGCAUGGAGGGCAUGGGCCCCGAGCACUCGUCGGCGCGCCUGGAGCGCUUCCUGCAGAUGAGCUCCGACGACCCCGACUACAUGCCGCCCGAGAGCAACGACUACGAGGUGCGCCAACUGCACGACUGCAACUGGAUCGUCGCCAACUGCUCGACGCCAGCGUCCCUGUUCCACAUCCUGCGGCGGCAGAUCGCGCUGCCGUUCCGCAAGCCGCUCAUCAUCAUGACGCCCAAGUCCCUGCUGCGCCACCCCGAGUGCAAGAGCUCCUUCGAUGACAUGAAGGAGGGCACCAGCUUCAGGAGGGUGAUCCCAGAAGAAGGCCCCGCUUCAAAGAACCCCAGCGGCGUGAAGAAGCUGGCCUUCUGCACCGGCCGCGUUUAUUACGACCUCAUUAAGGAGCGCCGCGAGAAGGGACUCGAAAAUGAUAUUGCCAUUUGCAGGCUGGAGCAAAUCUCGCCGUUCCCAUACGACCUGAUCAAGGCGGAGGCCGCCAAGUACAGCAGCGCGCAGCUGGUGUGGUCGCAGGAGGAGCACAAGAACAUGGGCUCCUGGAGCUACAUCGAGCCGCGCUUCCGCACGCUGCUGCAGAACCAGCGCUCCAUCAGUUACAACGGGCGCCCGACCGCCGCGUCCGCCACGGGCUCCAAGGCGGCCCACAACAAGGAGCUCAAGAGCCUGCUCAACGAGUUCUGCGAGUUAUAAAUACCAACUUGAUACCAUAUUGCCAACUUUGAAUCUAUACGACGGUAGGUGCGCCACUUUCAAACAUAACCGUUCUUUACCUUUGACUGCCAAAUACGUGGACUGACGCGCGCUGCAGCCCAGUAUCAACCUUCGUGCAUUAAGACAAGGUUCACAAUUACUAUAUCAUUAUUUUAGCUAUCUAGUUUUCGUAGUCUUAUAUAAUCAUGGUACGACUCGAACUGAUCGAACUGACUGAUCGAAGUGCAAUUCACACGCCAAUAAGAACGAGCAUAUCGCUUUAAAACACGACUUGUAGUGAAUUUGUACAAUUUUAAACAUCAGAAUAGCGAGCGAAAAUGAACCUUAAUUACUCGCGCCGAGAGCAGAAAUUACCUUACUCACCGCGAGAAAAAACAUAAAAAUCGUGUCAACUAAAUCCGCGUGGUAACAAUUCGGGUGAUGUGUGUUUGAAAGUGGUAAAUAUACCGUAAUCGAGGGAAAAACUUGAGCCGAAAGCGACCGCGAACUGUUAUUUCACCGAAUCUUAUUGUCUAAAUUGUAUUAAUUCAUAGGCAUUAUUUUUAAAACGAAAUUAUCGACUGGGUUGUUUUUCUGUCAUUCUGUUACUCGUCAGUAUUUUGGUGUAAUUCUCCACGAUUAGGUAGGAUAGUUAGAUAAAUUCUAAUUUAUUUAUUUAAUGUAGCUUAACGAGACAUGUAGGUUUUACUAUUUAUUUUUAUAAUAAAAGCAAUAAUGCUUAUCGUCUCCACUGUGUUAAUUUAAAUUUAAAUUUACAUUAUUCAAUGUAGCCAUUUGACAGUAUGUACAUAAAUCUAUUAAAAUUUUAUUUUUUGUAUGAUUUUACAAAUAUCAGUUCUAACGGGUUAACCAUAAUACGUUCCUUAUGCUAGUCCGAAACGUCAUCUGUUUAUGUAAUAUUAGGACGCACUUACGAUAUUAUAUACAAGAUAUUACCUAUAUAUUAGCUAGUAUUACUAAUUAAUGAAACCCCGCACUAUUACCGAAAAAUGCACAGUAGGAUAAUAAUGGAUAAUUUAGACUCACCGACAUGGUUUGGCAUUCUACUCCACUCAACGAGUGUGAUUCUUAUAAUAAAGACGGCGGCUUACUUUGACGCGCGAGCACGCUACUCAUAUCAUUUUAAUGCUCUUUGCACUAAAAGCAUAUUAAUUAUAAAUUGUACUAUUAGCCUCACUUAUUUUUAGUGCUCCCUACAAAACUUUGUUCACGAAGCACUUAUGGGAACACUUCGGUCUUUCAAAUCGGUUAAAUGCGUUUUUUUAAAUGAUGAUCAUAUGAAACUAAUGCGUUUGUCAUUGAUCGUCCGUUUUACGGUUACUAACUAUAAUGAGUACAAUUUUAAAUGAAAACGCUGUUUAGAACGAAGAUACCAUCCAUCACGUUCUAACUAUCAAUUUUUCGUGGCUCGCACGUAUCGUGUGUUGCAGUAGGCCGCCGCUUUUAAAUACGGAUGAAUUUUAACAGCAUAUUUAUCCCUCGUUGAUCGGUCUAUCGCGCUGUAUAUACGCUAGUAGUUACCACUGUCGGCUUGUAAGGAAAAACACCAAUCCUAUCUUGUACAAAACCUACUAUAUCUCGUAUUUCGAGUUUAAUGUAUCUAUUACCUAAUCUCUACGUAGAAUUAACGUAUUUCACUGAUAGAGGAAUGUUCUCGCCUCAAGCAAAGAGUUAUUCAUUUUAAUAUCCCCCUAUGUCCAGUAAUACAAGAGAAAAAUUUAAAAUUUGCCAGUGAAAUUUGAACCUAUAGCGUAGGAAAUAGAGUUGAUUUUUUUUGUUUGAAAGUUAUACUAAACAAAAGAAAUGCAAUUCUUUUCCAUUUGAAAAUGAUUCAAAUUUCAUAAUAAGUACUGUACGUAGGAUCUUGAGCCUUGGAAGGGUAGAGAAAAGUCUAAGAAUUAAACAUAGCUGCCACACAGCAAAAAGAGAUGGCGCUGUACUAUGCAUGUUUUGUGGUCAUUGAAUUGACAAACGUCAACUUUUGACAACAAAUAAUUUACGGAACCGGUCAGCGCCAUCUUGUUUUAGCUGUCAAAUCCGAAGCACGGAAUCGCCUUGGACUUGGAUGACCUCCCAGAGUGGUUGCAAUUUUGAAUUUGAAACCUUUUAUUCCUAGUUCAAAAUUCGAUUUCGUCUUUUUACAAAGACGUUGGGACUUACACAAUGAAUGAAUCUUUGCCUCAAGUAUUAUGGCUACGUCAGUGAAAUUGUAGUCAUAUUUUGAUUGGCUUUAUAUUAUUAGCGUUUUAGAUGCACCGUUAUUGUUUAAUUUUGAUGUUCUGUAUUUGAAAUGCUCAGAGAAUGGAGAGUGGCAGGUAUUUUGUGAAGGUAUGGGUGCAAGGUCUGUGGAAGGAAACUGAGCCUCUUUAUUGCUAUGUUAGUUUGAACAAGUUAAUUUACAAAUAAAUAUAUAUUAAAUAA